UUGUAUCAACGUGAAUGUACCUCUCCCCAAUGUCUCCGCAUCCCAUGUUCCGACCCAACUGGGUCGCAGCCAUUCUGCCGACUAGAUGUCGACCAUCCUCAAUCGCUCCAGGAGCUCGAUAAUUUGAAUCAGUCAAAACUGCAAUACCCAAACUUAUCUACCCCGGCCACAAGACCUUUGACCCCAUCUCGAUCAAAUGGUGACUUCUCAUCCUGCACCAGAGCCGAGCAUUCGAUUCCUGCUUUACCAACUUGCUCGUAUAGCCCCACAUCUGCUGUAGCUAACUGGUCCGGAUCACUAGCUGCCAAUAUCAGUCUUCCACGCAUCUCUCUCUUCUACGUGCAGGCUUAUCUCUGUUUAGCAUGUACAGCCUGGCUUGUGCCAUUGCUACCUGGUAGUUUGGGCGAGCUCGUGGCCUGUAGGGCGGACGACAGCACUUUGCGGAUCGGAGAGCCGCAGUCAGGCGCAUGUGGAUUGACGGCGGCACGUUAG
Protopolystoma xenopodis is the source of this 492-nucleotide messenger RNA. The record is from the annotation of a GenBank genome assembly. Lineage: Eukaryota; Metazoa; Platyhelminthes; Monogenea; Polystomatidea; Polystomatidae.